AAUCGUAGUACGCUGAUCGAAUUAAAGACGCAAGAAACUUAACAUGACGAUCGCAAGAGUCCUACUGAUCACCUGUCUGAUCGGGAUCUGCCUUUGGGAGGUCCAUAGCCAUGGGAUGAUGCUGGACCCUGUUAGCAGGAGCAGCGCCUGGCGGAAAGGGUACCCCGUUGAGCCAAAUUACGACGACAAUGCUCUCUACUGUGGAGGAAGACAAAUUCAAUACGAACAAAACCAUGGAAAAUGCGGCCUUUGUGGUGAUGAUUACGCCUUACCUCAACCCAGGCCAAACGAGAACGGUGGUAUUUACGGAACCGGCGUGAUCGUCGAAAAAUACAAAGUACACCAAAAUAUCACGGUAAAGGUGAAACUCACGAUGAACCAUAUGGGAACGUUCACAUUCGACCUCUGCCCUCUGGAAAAACCAUCCGACCUGGAAACCGAGGAAUGCUUCAGUCGCUAUCCUCUACGAGUCAACGGUCGCUACACUGUGCCAGUACCUAACACGAAGAUGGACUUCGAUCUUCCAAUCGAGCUGCCAGAAUCCCUCGUUUGCAACCAGUGCGUGCUGAGGUGGACCUAUCGAGCCGGAAACAACUGGGGAAAUUGUGGCGAUGGCAGACAGGCUUUGGGAUGCGGACCACAGGAAACCUUCAAGAACUGUGCAGAUGUCCAGAUCUCUUCCUAAACGACCAGCCGGGCUACGAAUAAGUGGACCACCUUCUGUCUUGAAUAUCCGUCUGAAAAAGAGAAACCUGUUACGUUCUGCUCAAUAACAAAUGUACCGCCGUAACGUUAAUUAAUUAGAGAAGAUUAGUCACCUAAUUACAAAAGCGUC
Molecule: messenger RNA, 835 nt
Organism: Eufriesea mexicana
Lineage: Eukaryota; Metazoa; Arthropoda; Insecta; Hymenoptera; Apidae
Exons: 3
Coding region: 44-685 (213 amino acids)
Source: RefSeq, a predicted model, not a curated record